Messenger RNA from Anopheles aquasalis, 810 nucleotides. RefSeq lists its product as uncharacterized. Gene Ontology annotation, biological process: tissue regeneration; cell adhesion. Gene Ontology annotation, cellular component: membrane. NCBI's taxonomy places the organism in Eukaryota, Metazoa, Arthropoda, Insecta, Diptera, Culicidae. The record is from RefSeq and is a predicted model, not a curated record.
CUUGUUCCAUCGAAAUGACCAUCCCGGAGUCGUACCGUCGGAGUCCGGUUCGUGGGCCACGGUUCGAGAAACCACGCCAUCACGUGGAGCACUCGAUUGAUCGGGGUGUGCGCAUCUUCACCGGCGACGAGAAGCAACCGAAGAUGCUGAGCAAUCCGGUGAUCUACGAUGAGGAAGCAAUACGGCGGCAACCGUACCAGGAGAACGAUUGGGAUGACAAUGAGCGCACCCCGAACCGCAGUGCCGAUCGGUCCUGCAACACUCGCUCGGAAGGUGGUGGAGGUGGUGAAGGAGGGUACGAUGUGCGCCGUUCCGUGCUAGAGAAUGCACUCAACGUUGCCUUCCUGGCGGCCAACUCGAACCAGCUGCGUCUGCUGACGACAGCGAACAACGAGCGGCAGGAUACGAUUAGCUAUCAGGCAGUGUUUGGCCUCAUUGUGGUGUCACUGAUACUGCAAAUCCUCAACUGCGUCUCCAUGGUGAUAAUGUCGACGCUUUCCUCGAAUCGUUUUCCGCUGCUGCGCACCUUGGCAUGCCUCGUCGCUACCGUCAUUGCGCUGCUCAAUCUAGCCGUCGUGACGAUGCUCAAUGUGUUGCUCGAGUGAUCCCGUGGCACCGCCAUCAGUUCUAUCCAAGAAUCAGGUUUUGGGUUUGAUGCUGUGAAGCGGCCACGUCUUGUUCCAGUGAUAAGCUUCCGUUGCACUUCCUGUAUGCUGUUUUGAAAAAAGAAUUUUUAAAAAAGAUCACUUUGUUGGUGUUGCCAUAUGUGUUGCUGUUGUGGUAAAGUGUAUAAUAUAGUAAUCCUUUUAA